AUGUUCCUCACGGUCAAGCUGCUCUUGGGCCGAAGAUGCAGCCUGAAGGUAUCUGGAAAAGAAAGUGUGGCCACACUGAAGAAGCUGGUUUCCCAACACCUGCAGGUGCCAGAGAAGCAGCAGCACCUGCUGUUCCGUGGCCAGCUCCUGGCUGAUGACAAACACCUCUCAGAUUACAGCAUUGGGCCCAAUGCCUCCAUCAAUGUUAUCAUGCUGCCUCCAGAGGAGGCAGCCCUGGACCAGACCCACCAAACCCAGCCCCUGUGGCUCCAGCUGGGCCAGGUCCUAGGCAAACAUUUUGGGCCCAAGGAUGCCAAGGCCGUGCUGGGGCUGUUGAGGCAAGAGCACGAGGAGCGCCUGCAGAGGAUGAGCUUGGAGGCCCUGGAGCAGUUGGUGGGCCAACUCCUGGCACAGCAGCAGCUCGAAGAGCUGGCAGAGGAAAAGGAGGACUGGGCUGUUGCCUCAGAGCUCCGACAAAAUGAUGAAGGAGGAGGAGGAAAAGAGGAGAAGGAAGAAGAAGAGGAGGAGGAGGAGGCUGAUCAGCAAACUGGCCCAUCCCACUCUUUUGCUCACUAA
This is a messenger RNA of Peromyscus californicus insignis, 576 nucleotides long. It is a transcript of the gene Ubl4b, whose product is annotated as ubiquitin like 4B. Bases 1 to 576 code for a protein of 191 amino acids. The transcript has a single exon. Gene Ontology annotation, molecular function: protein binding. The record is from RefSeq and is a predicted model, not a curated record. Lineage: Eukaryota; Metazoa; Chordata; Mammalia; Rodentia; Cricetidae.